AUGCUUCUGGUUUCUACUACCAUUGCUGUGCUGUCUGCUGCCAAGUAUGCACCUAUAGCCUCAUGGAGGAUUCUCUAUGAUUUAUUGACUGAGGAGAAGAAGACUAGAGCCUGGUUUGCUGAUGUUUCUAUAUACUACACAGAGCUGUGGCUGGGUGUGGAUGCCCUGGGACUCAACAUCUAUGAGCAGAAUGAUAGACUGACUCCUAAGAUUGGCUUUCCUUGGAGUGAAAUCAGGAAUAUCUCCUUCAAUGAUAAGAAGUUUGUCAUCAAGCCUAUUGACAAAAAAGCCCCGGACUUUGUGUUCUAUGCUCCCCGGCUUCGGAUUAACAAGAGGAUCUUGGCCCUGUGCAUGGGGAAUCAUGAGCUGUACAUGCGUCGGCGUAAGCCUGACACCAUUGAGGUUCAGCAGAUGAAGGCACAGGCCCGGGAGGAGAAGCACCAGAAGCAGAUGGAGCGGGCCCUGCUGGAAAACGAGAAGAAGAAGCGUGAGCUUGCAGAGAAAGAGAAGGAGAAGAUUGAACGGGAGAAGGAAGAGCUGAUGGAGAAGCUGAAGCAGAUCGAGGAGCAGACUAAGAAGGCUCAGCAAAAACUGGAAGAACAGACCCGCAGGGCCCUAGAACUUGAGCAGGAACGGAAACGGGCCCAGAGUGAGGCUGAGAAACUGGCCAAGGAGCGCCAAGAAGCUGAAGAAGCCAAGGAGGCCCUGCUGCAGGCUUCUCGGGACCAGAAGAAGACCCAGGAACAGCUGGCUUCAGAAAUGGCAGAGCUGACAUCACGGAUCUCUCAGUUGGAGAUGGCCCGGAAGAAGAAGGAGAGUGAAGCUGUGGUGGGGAUUUAUUUAUCUCCUAGCAUUAUGGUGUAG
Peromyscus californicus insignis is the source of this 864-nucleotide messenger RNA. Its product is annotated as moesin-like. Gene Ontology annotation, molecular function: cell adhesion molecule binding; actin binding. Bases 1 to 864 code for a protein of 287 amino acids. The transcript is spliced from 2 exons. Gene Ontology annotation, cellular component: apical part of cell; adherens junction; microvillus. Lineage: Eukaryota; Metazoa; Chordata; Mammalia; Rodentia; Cricetidae. Gene Ontology annotation, biological process: positive regulation of early endosome to late endosome transport; regulation of organelle assembly; regulation of cell shape. The record is from RefSeq and is a predicted model, not a curated record.